Messenger RNA from Austrofundulus limnaeus, 2029 nucleotides. RefSeq names its product cytosolic 5'-nucleotidase 1A. Lineage: Eukaryota; Metazoa; Chordata; Actinopteri; Cyprinodontiformes; Rivulidae. Gene Ontology annotation, biological process: nucleotide metabolic process; adenosine metabolic process. Gene Ontology annotation, molecular function: magnesium ion binding; nucleotide binding; 5'-nucleotidase activity. Bases 579 to 1685 code for a protein of 368 amino acids. Gene Ontology annotation, cellular component: cytoplasm; cytosol. The record is from RefSeq and is a predicted model, not a curated record. The transcript has 8 exons.
UGUGUGUGUGUGUGUGUGUGUGUGUGUGUGUGUGUGUGUGUGUGCGUGAAAGGUGUUUGAACUGGUGUCCACAUCCAAUCAGAUGGACUGAAGAAAUGGGAAGUGUCCCGUUUGUGAUGACUCACCUGCUGUUUGCUCUGUGACUCAGCCACUGAUGGACCACAUUUCCCAUAAUGCCUUGCAGGAUUAUGAAACAGUUUCUGAGAGGCAGCACAGAGGAUGCAGAUUAGGAGAUUUGACCCACAUUUGAACACGUCAUGACUCACACUGGCUGGAUGAAAUCAGCUGUCACUCCUGGGAGUCCCACAUUGAAAGAGUUAAAAAGUGGGAGGAUGCGUGAGGGUCUGGAGUCAGAACAGAGUGUGCAAAAGAGGAGAGGAGCAGCCUGGAGAGAACCUGAUCGAGGGAUUACAUCUGCAUGAUGCUGGACAUGAGAAGACAAGGUCAGCCAAGUGCCUCUGCAGCAGCUCUGAGCUCAUCUGUUGAGUGCAGCACGACUGAAUUCAGCCUGUGAGGAGGGGGCUUUUUUUGGAGGGAGGAAAUCCUGCAAUAAGAGUUUAAAAGUGAAUAAUCACAAGAUGAGCCUAAACAGCAGUCAAACUCUGACCAUCGGUGGACAGGACUUAGUGAGGAAUGGCAGCCGGACCCCCAGGGAAGAUGCUGGAGCUGUUAUGAAGCCCUCCACACCCACAAAGAAACCCCAACCGCCCAGGCCGGAGAACGGCAUCACCAUCGCCGUGUCGUCCCGGGUCCUCUUCAACAUGGAGAAGGAGCAGCAGAUCUUCGAGCAGCAGGGCAUGGAGGAGUAUAUCAAGUACCAGGUGGAGCACGAGACGGAGCCCUUCAGUCCUGGACCCGCCUUCUCUUUCGUUAAGGCCCUGGAGGCCGUCAACACCCAGCUGAGGGAGCUUUACCCCGAGAGCGAGGAGCUGUUCGAUGUGGUUCUCAUCACCAACAACCACGCUUACGUUGGCCUGAGACUCAUCAACACCAUCAACCAUCACCAGUUGUUCAUCGAGCGCUUCUGUAUGACAGGAGGAAACAGUCCUAUAGGCUACUUGAAGGCCUACCACACUAACCUCUACCUGUCUGCUGACCCCGUCAAGGUCCACGAGGCUCUGGAGGAAGGUAUAGCAGCAGCCACCAUGUUCACCCAAGAGAAGAUGACAGAAGUGUCAGAGACYCAGCUCCGGGUUGCUUUCGAUGGCGACGCAGUGCUUUUCUCAGACGAGUCGGAGCAGAUCUUUAAGGCCCACGGACUCGACAAGUUCUUCGAGCACGAGAAGGCACACGAGAACAAACCUCUGGACCAUGGCCCAUUGAAAGGCUUCUUGGAAGUUUUGGGGAAACUACAGAAGAAGUUUUACGCCAAAGGUCAGCGCAUGGACUGCCCCAUCCGGACCUACCUGGUGACGGCUCGCAGCGCGGCCAGCUCUGGUGCCAGGGCCCUGAAGACGCUGCGCUCGUGGGGCCUGGAGAUCGACGAGGCCCUGUUCCUCGCGGGAGCACCCAAAGGCCCGAUGCUGGAGAAGAUCCGACCUCACAUCUUCUUCGACGACCAGAUGUUUCAYGUGGAGGGGGCAGCGGAGAUGGGGACGGUGGCGUGCCACGUGCCCUAUGGCAUUGCCCAGAGGAUCCCGAGGAAAGGAGUUAAAGACAAAGAGACGUCUCCUGCAGUUAAGUAGCACAAAAUGUCCUUGUGGACGCACGCAUCGUUUUGGUCCUACAGCUGCAUGAUAGGUGUAACCACUGCUGAAGGCGCAAAACUCAAGAAUUAAACUCCAUCUGAUGGAAUUUCAUGUUUAUGAUCGCACAAACCACAAAUUUUUUUUUAGAAAAGUUUAUCAAGAACUGGUUUGAAAUAUUAUCUUAUUUACACAAGAAAAUCCAUUUAACAAAACAUUUAGUGAAACCUUAUGAAAUAUUCAAAACGUCCGAUUGUUUUUGGAAGAAUUUAUAUUAAAACAUAUUUUUUAUUUGCUCACAAGUAUUUACAGCUAAAUGUUCUUUUUUUUUGGUAUAGCCAACA